Schistosoma mattheei is the source of this 3228-nucleotide messenger RNA. NCBI's taxonomy places the organism in Eukaryota, Metazoa, Platyhelminthes, Trematoda, Strigeidida, Schistosomatidae. The record is from the annotation of a GenBank genome assembly.
GGGAGUCAGAAUCGAUGGGUAAUGCACAAGCUGCUAAAAAGGGUGAUCCGGCCGAUGUGAAAGCUCUUCUGGAAGAAGCAAAGAAAGAAUUUCUAGAAAAAUGGGAGAAGCCUGCUCAGAACACGGCCACUCUGGAUUCAUUCGACCGAAUCAAAACGUUAGGCACUGGGUCUUUCGGACGCGUGAUGCUAGUCCAGCACAAAGUCAGCAAGGAAUAUUAUGCUAUGAAAAUUUUAGACAAACAAAAGGUGGUGAAGUUGAAACAAGUUGAACAUACGUUAAACGAAAAGCGUAUAUUACAAGCUAUUUCGUUUCCGUUCCUUGUCCGGUUGGAUUAUCAUUUCAAAGACAAUAGCAAUUUGUAUAUGGUUUUGGAAUUUGUUAAUGGUGGAGAAAUGUUUUCCCAUUUAAGACGCAUCGGUCGUUUCAGUGAAAGUCAUUCACGAUUCUAUGCUAGUCAAGUGGUGUUGGCAUUUGAAUAUCUACAUCAUUUAGAAUUAGUCUACAGAGAUUUGAAACCGGAAAACAUUCUUAUCGAUCAAUAUGGAUAUUUAAAGAUAACAGAUUUUGGUUUUGCUAAACGUGUGAAAGGUAGAACAUGGACUCUAUGCGGCACACCAGAAUAUUUAGCUCCUGAAAUUAUUCUAAGUAAAGUAAGUUGUAUCAGUAAGUUAUAUUUAUUUAAAACAGUAAAUAUUAAUACAUGGGGGAACCAAAUGUAUAUGUUUCACACUUCGUUUGAUUUGUGUGAUGGCUAGGACACUAUCCGGGUGCCAAAACCGAAACAGGUUGUUUUCUUAGGGGGCCACUCCUAGAGCUUUUGAUCUAGAAAUCUAAUCCACAAGGCAGUGAAUUAACGUUAGGAGAUGCAAUCUCAUGAUAGCCGGUAACCAACAGUAGAUCCAUACACCAUUCGUUCCUUUAGGGUUGUGGAGCGCAUGUACACCAUUGAUUUGGAUUAAUAGUUUUUCAAUCCCCUUAGGUAGAUCCUCCAUAUUCUAAGCAAAGUAAGUUAUAUCAAUAAAUUAUCAUAAAUAUUUGACUUUUAUUAAACAAAAACUCAUCAUUUAAAUUAUAAAUAAUUCCAUUUAUAUUCAUUAAGUAUAUGAUGUAGUGUUUUUACUAGGAUACUACUCAAUUUCACACAUGGUUUAUUUACAUUUUUAUUAGGUAAUUGGAAUAAUUAAAAUGUUAAAUCAAUAAUACAUUUAGAAGGUGUUUAUAAUCAUUGAACUGAGAAAUUUCAUAACACAGGGAAAAAUAUAUCAAUUACUCAGUUACUAAGUGAUACAAUGUUCAAUGUUCAUUAUGUCAGUAUCCAACAACCUCAAACGACAGCAAGAAUUAUUUUUAAAUAUUAUAUCAGCUUAAAGCUUCAGUAUUGUAUUUGUUUAACAGUAGUGUACAUGAUCAAGAUCAGUGCUCUAUACUUCUGUCUCUAAAAAUGCCUUUAUUACAUCAAGUUUAUUAUAAGUUUAUUAGCACAAUACUGAAAAAGCUUUUGGUUAACUCCGUAGAUUUUCGCAUAUGCUUGUCUGUAAGUUAUAAUUAAUGUGCUAGACAUAAUAGUCUUACCAGGAUUUUCUAGUUCAAAGUAGAUGAAACCGUGUUUACAUCUACAAUCCGUUCAACUACUGUUGAUUCAUAGCGUAAUAUGAUAUUUUAAUGAUGUAGGUAAAUAUUGACCAGAAGAAACUUUUCUGAGAGUGGUUUUUAUCAUAUUCCACGUAGUUUUGCGCAUGAUUUACGUUUACUUUUACUGUAUAGAUAACAUAACACAUUUGAAAUGUGUAAUUUUGUUCCCAUCUCUCUGGCACAUUGAUUGUGUGAGGGAUAGUGAUACUAUUCAUCUGUCCAGACUAAAGUUGGGUGAAGUUGAGUUGGUAUCUUUGACUUAUUAAUAGAGAGUCCAGUGUCUUAAUUACUAUUCCAUUCUAUUUUUAAAAGAAGUUUACUCAAUCAUUUUCAUUACAUUGGACAUCAACAUACCUUAUGCGUUUAUUCAAUAUUUUAUUUAAUAGACUAUAACAUUUUACUACUUUCUUGUCAUUCUUUAGUUCGUACUUCUCAUCUUAUUAUUUCUACUUAACUUGUUCUAUUAUUUGCCUCUUUAUUCUUACUUAACAACUGUCAAUAGUUGAUUGUGUAAGAGGACUUUUCAAAUCUCAUACUAUCAAGUAGUUUAUUCAAAUAAUCCUUGGAACAUGAUAAUUUACCACCCAUUCACAUUUAUCUUUGAAUUAAUCCCACAACAAUUCAUAAUUAUAGCGAGACUAUAAUUUUGAGAUGAACUAAUCAGACUUAAGAUAGCACGUCUUAGAUUAUAGCCCGAAAUUUUUUAUGUCCAUAUAACUAGAUACUAUUUUGGAAUUAUAGUCAAUGUCAGUUCGUGAUGAAAACGCUAAUUCUAAUUCCUAACCCCUAACGUCCUAAUCCUAAUUCCUUACACUAAUUUACAAACCUCAUUUAAUCAUAGUAAGUUGGUGGAAAUUCUCAAGAUCACCUAAGUAUUACUCAAAGGUCUCACCAUUUAUACAUCUCAAUUGUAAUUUCUUUCAUUGUUCUAAAUGAUCUAUAUAUUGCUAAAUAUAACCAUAUAUAUGUUAAAUGAGUAAAUUUUCAUUUGUAUCUCACAAGUAACAACUUGUUUAACUAUCCUUCAAAUUUAUCUAUUCAUCAUACUAUAAAAAGAAAAAGAAUGAAUUACAUGUAACAUACUUAAAGUCUCUUAUAAUUGUGUCCUUUUUCUUUUGUAUUCGACAAACACAUUCAAUUUUACAGUACAUACAUAAUCUUUCUUAUUUUUCUUUUUUUUCAUUUAUCCUAGCAGUUUUCGUUUUUCUAUUUUGUCAUUGAUUUAUCUAAAAUCUGAUGAAGUGUAAAUGCUUUAACUAUUAUCAUUUUACAUAUCAAUAUACAUGAUAAGAGACAUGUAUUACCUUUUGCUGUUAUGUGUGUUUCCUAGUUGUUUUAAUUAUUCGUUUACUACUUUUGAUAUUCACCUGAUCUAUUGAUUUAUUCUGUAUUCUUACACCUUUUUUUUCACUGGUCAACUUUUUGUAAAUAAUUAUAGUUUCACAUGCAGUUGCAUAAUUUCACUAUGUAUCAAUACAGAAAGAAAAAACACACAAGAACACAUUGAAGAAUCUUGACAUAUUUAAUGUUUUCUCCCAUUACUAAUUGUAAUAUUGUUUUUUUUUUGUGUAUCAUAAAUGUUUUGUUUUUGGU